This is a messenger RNA of Rhincodon typus (whale shark), 1304 nucleotides long. Its product is annotated as claudin-4-like. The record is from RefSeq and is a predicted model, not a curated record. Gene Ontology annotation, molecular function: structural molecule activity. NCBI's taxonomy places the organism in Eukaryota, Metazoa, Chordata, Chondrichthyes, Orectolobiformes, Rhincodontidae. Gene Ontology annotation, cellular component: bicellular tight junction; plasma membrane. Gene Ontology annotation, biological process: cell adhesion; bicellular tight junction assembly. The coding region runs from base 1 to 738 and encodes 245 amino acids. The transcript is spliced from 3 exons.
AUGGGGAAGCAGUCCCGGGCGAAUGCCCUCAAGGGGAAGCAGUCCUGGAGAAAACCUACCUUUCAGCAGCUGAGAGCCGGUGCGGAGCGGACUGGAAGCUGGGGGCAGAGCAUGAAUAUCAAUGUCAACAAAAAGGUCUUUGUGAGUGUAGAGCCAGAAGUGGAGGAAUUCAACAAUGCAGUUGCAAGGUUCCUGAUAUUUUUGAUUGACAAGUUAAAUUAUUGGGACUACAGGAUGAAACAAGGACACGGUCUUUGGAUGAACUGUAUAGUUCAGAGCACCGGCCAGAUGCAGUGUAAGGUGUACGACUCAUUGUUGGCCCUCUCGCAAGAUCUCCAGGCUUCCAGAGCUCUGACCGUCAUUGCCAUUGUGGUGGGAGUCCUGGGCAUUCUGAUUUCCAUCGUGGGAGGAAAAUGCACCAACUGCAUUGAAAACGAGGUAACAAAGGCCAAAGUCACCAUUGUAUCUGGAAUCGUCUUCAUCCUGGCUGGAGUGCUGACCCUGAUCCCAGUGUCCUGGUCUGCAAACACCAUCAUUAAGGACUUCUACAACCCGCUGGUGACGGACGCCCAGAGGAGGGAGCUUGGAGCUUCCUUGUACAUCGGUUGGGGAACCUCGGGUCUGUUGAUCCUCGGAGGGGCUCUGCUCUGCUGCUCUUGUCCUCCCAAAGACGACAACUCUUACUCGGCAAAGUAUUCUGCGGCUAGAUCUACAGCUCCGAGCAAGAACUACGUGUAGACGGAACGGGUGAAGUCGUCUGGUCAACAUUACUUUGAAAAAAUGACUAUUUUUAGUUUUCAGGCGUGUUUUAUUUGGACUAUGAGUUCUUUCGAGCACGCACUGCUACCUAACUAUCGUGCGGGUUCAACGUACCAUCCAUAAGGAAAGCUAACGAAUUUAAAGUAGUUUGGCGUAGAAGUUAAAGACAUUGAUAUUUAGAUAAUGUCCAAAUUUUUUUUAAACGUGGGGUGGGGGGGGGGGGGGUGUUUGUGGGGCUAGUCUUGCAGUGGAUUCGGUAUUUCGUGUGAGAAGGACGUAAUCUCUUCAGGUAGAAAUGAUGUGAAUGACUUGCGAAUUUAACUCGAGAAUCGGAUAGUAAUAUGCAGCGAUAGAAUUUUGCCGCUAUUUUGUUAACUGAUUUCAUUAAUCUAAAGUUGACUUUUUUAUAUCGCUUCAUUUUUUUUUUGUAAAAGCUCGCAUUAAUGUGAUAUUUGCAUUUCCGCGCUCGAAUGGCUUACAGCACAUUCGAUAUUUAAUACGUUGUUUUUUUUUUUUGAAAUAAAUAAGAUUGUGUAUCUCUUAAA